CUGGUAAGUUUGUUUUGUUGAAAUAUGAAAACACUGUCGAGUAUGUUUGAAUAGAAAUUUUAUAAAAAUUAAGUAAAUAAAAUAAAAACAAUGCCACCUAAAGGCAAAAAGAAGGGUAAAGGCAAAGGGCCACCGGAGUCAGGAUGGAGGCCGGGGUUCGGUACCAAAGCAACAAUGUCCACCUACUUUCAAUACCCAACUCCUGAGCUGCAGGAGGAGCUCAAGAAGAUCGCUCAAGCAAUUGUAGCUCCCGCAAAGGGUAUCCUGGCCGCUGACGAAUCCACCGGUACAAUGGGCAAGCGUUUGCAGGACAUCGGCGUGGAGAACACAGAGGAGAACCGUCGUCGUUAUCGCCAACUGCUAUUCAGCUCUGACGCUGUGCUCUCCGAGAACAUCUCUGGUGUGAUCCUGUUCCACGAGACCCUUUACCAGAAGGCUGACGAUGGAACCCCUCUGGUCUCCCUGCUGGAGAAGAAGGGCAUCAUCCCCGGCAUCAAGGUCGACAAGGGUGUCGUCCCGCUGUUCGGAUCGGAAGACGAAUGCACCACCCAGGGUCUGGACGACCUCGCCCAGCGCUGCGCCCAGUACAAGAAGGACGGCUGCCACUUCGCCAAGUGGCGUUGCGUGCUGAAGAUUGGCCGCAACACCCCCUCGUACCAAGCUAUCCAGGAAAACGCCAAUGUUCUCGCCCGCUACGCCUCCAUCUGUCAGAGCCAACGCAUCGUGCCAAUUGUCGAGCCCGAAGUCUUACCUGAUGGCGAGCACGACCUGGACCGCGCCCAGAAGGUGACUGAGGUCGUUCUGGCCGCCGUGUAUAAGGCGCUGAACGACCACCACGUGUACCUCGAGGGGACACUCCUCAAGCCCAACAUGGUGACGGCCGGUCAGUCGUGCAAGAAGACGUACACUCCCAACGACGUCGCGCGCGCCACCGUCACCGCCCUCCUCCGCACCGUGCCCGCCGCAGUCCCCGGAGUGACAUUCCUCUCCGGUGGUCAGUCCGAAGAGGAGGCCUCGGUGCAUCUGAACGCUAUCAACGCUGUGGACCUCAAGAGGCCCUGGGUUCUGACGUUCAGCUACGGGCGCGCCCUCCAGGCUUCGGUGCUCCGCGCCUGGGGAGGGAAGACCGAGAACAUUCUCGCCGGACAGCAGGAGCUGAUCAAGCGUGCUAAGGCCAACGGUCUCGCAGCAGUCGGCAAAUACGUUGCCGGCUCUAUUCCUUCGCUGGCCGCUUCUAAAUCGAACUUUGCCAACGGUCAAGCUUCUCUCGGGAAGUACGUCGCUGGAUCAGUCACAGGUCUGGGCGCUGACGCCGGUCUCUUUGUUGCCAACCACGCAUACUAGACGCACGCAACCGUGCUCACAUACAAACAAAACUGAUUACAUAAGCAUUUCAACAUAUGCACUCGAAUAUAAACACAGAAAACAUAUCGCACACACGUUGCGAUAACGUCACUUAUGCAAAAUUUAAUGAUUUAGUUUUUCAGGAGAAACGUUGGAAAAUUCAACAUCUUAUUAUAAUAGUUUUGCUAGACUAAAGAAAUAAAAACGAUAAUAUUUAAACUACAACUUUAAACUUUAUCGGUAAAAGCAAACAUCUCGCUAACUAUUAAAAGUAUUUUCUACUAAAAUGUAUUUUCUCAUACUCGGUUCAGUUUUAACAAAAAUUGCAUAAGUGACUUUAUAGCACCUCAUGUGCGAUAUUGAGGCGACUUUUACGUCACAAAAGCACAAAGACAGAUUAUGCAUUAAAGUUUGAGAAUACUAAAGUAAUUUGUGUAUUUAAAAACUUAGUGUCAGUGUUUGUUAGAGUACUUAGUGAAGAAUUUAGCUGCAUUGGUGGUAAUGAGGAAAUGAGGGCGUUUUGAUUUCAACGCCAUCUAUUGGCGAAGCAGUGUUUUAUGUCGUUUAACGCCAUCUAUUGGUGAAUCCGUGUUUUACAUCGUGUAACGCCAUCUUUUGGUGAACAAGCGCACUAAUGCGUUUUGGCAGCAGUUUGUUCUCUCGUUUCCUGUAAAGUUGCAAAAAUAAAGUAUAUUCAAUUUGCAUUAUUUAUGUACAAAUGAUAAUAUUUAAAGCGUAGAAACGAUUAUUAGUAAUUCAUAAUCUUGUUAAUUUGAUGUAGGUACUUACUACAUUGAGAUUAUUUGUUUAAUAGAUUUGAGAAACGUAUUACUUUUUUACAGUGAUGGGCAAAAAGUAAUCAGAUUAAUAAUUACAAAUUACAGUUACAUUGUAAUUGGUAAUUGAGAUACUUUGUAACAGGUUACUUACGUAACUGAUUACAGCGAGUACUUAUUGUAAUCAGUUAUAAAGUAAUUCGAUUAUAAGUUAAUCUAAUUACAUUAACUGUAACAGAUUACUUAUGUAUUUGAAACAAGUUACUUAUAAUUACUGAUAAUUGAUCACAUAACUAUUCUGUUAUGUUAUGUUAGGUAACCUUACAAAAAAUGUCCUACUAAUAACUUUUUUGACAAACACAAAAAUGAAACACAUUUUAUAUACUUUUUUUUAUAAUCUUUUAUCAUUUUACGUUAUUUUCUUUAAAUUAAUCAUUGGCAGAUUAAAUUAAACAACAUUAUUUUGCUGAUUUAUAAUUUAAAUUACUUUUAAUAUGACUCUUUUUUUCAAACAUUUCGUCUGACAGGCGGUUGGUUGGCUUUCGGACAAUUAAUCAUAGUAGCGUACGAAAACAAAAAAAAGUCGAAAAGAAAAAGCAAAGUCGUCCCCCACUCCGCUCACCUUCCUGUCUAGUUCACGAUGAAGUGAACCUUACCUAUUUAUGUUUAUUGAAGUACAUAAAACCUACCUAUCUAAAAAAUCGAUGUAUGAUAUAUAUAAAUAUGUGUUUUUAUUACAAGUGUUAUAUCCAAAGUAAUUACGAUUUACGAUGUAAUUGAUUACUAUGUAAUUAGGUUAGAUUGUAAUUUAGUUAUAUUGCAAUUAAAUACAUAGUAUUCAAUUACUUUCACAUCAAAAGUAACUUUAAUUACAAUGUAACUGAUUACUAUAUAAUCAGAUUACAGUGUAAUUAAAUUAUUUUGUAGUUUAAUUACUAAUUAGAUUACAAAAGUAACUAGUUACGCCCAUCACUGCUUUUUUACAGUAUGUAUUGUGAAGCUUUGAGUAAGUUAAAAUGUAUUUUGUUAAAGUUGUUUUAACAAUAAACAUUGUUGAUUUUAGUUUGUAUUUGAUAUUUUUAAGAUUUAUUAUUUAUCACUAUUAAUAUUCUUGAUUUUGUUA
Molecule: messenger RNA, 3243 nt
Organism: Bombyx mori (domestic silkworm)
Lineage: Eukaryota; Metazoa; Arthropoda; Insecta; Lepidoptera; Bombycidae
Gene: Ald1
Product: fructose 1,6-bisphosphate aldolase
Exons: 10
Coding region: 91-1344 (417 amino acids)
Biological process (GO): glycolytic process; fructose 1,6-bisphosphate metabolic process
Cellular component (GO): cytosol
Molecular function (GO): fructose-bisphosphate aldolase activity
Source: RefSeq, a predicted model, not a curated record